Molecule: messenger RNA, 2295 nt
Organism: Acanthosepion pharaonis
Lineage: Eukaryota; Metazoa; Mollusca; Cephalopoda; Sepiida; Sepiidae
Source: the annotation of a GenBank genome assembly
AUGAAACCUUUCUAUCGGUCGAUCUUUUUUAGCUCUCAGUCAGAUUCUCUUUCUAUUUACAUGAAAAGGAAAAAUAUCCACCUCUCUCUCUCUCUCUCUCUCUCUCUCUCUUUUACGUCCAUUCCUUCUCUCUCUUCUUUCUCCCUUCCUACCCUUCAAUACAUUCCCUCCCUUAUUAUCUCAUUGAAACCUUUCUAUCGCUCUCAGUCAGAUUCUCUUUCUAUUUACAUGAAAAGGAGAAAAUAUCCACUCUCUCUCUCUCUCUCUCUCUCUCUCUCUCUCUUUCAUAACGUCCAUUCCUUCUCUCUCUUCUUUCUCCCUUCCUACCCUUCAAUACAUUCCCUCCCUUAUUAUCUCAUGAAACCUUUCUAUCGGUCGAUCUUUUUAGCUCUCAUCAGAUUCUCUUUCUAUUUACAUGAAAAGGAGAAAAUAUCCACCUCUCUCUCUCUCUCUCUCUCUCUCUCUCUCUUUCAUAACGUCCAUUCCUUCUCUCUCUUCUUUCUCCUUCCUGCCCUUCAAUACAUUUCCCUCCUUAUUAUCUCUCUUGAAACCUUUCUAUCGGAAAAAUAUCCACCUCUCUCUCUCUCUCUCUCUCUCUCUUUUCAUAACGUCCAUUCCUUCUCUCUCUUCUUUCUCCCUUCCUACCCUUCAAUACAUUCCCUCCCUUAUUAUCUCAUGAAACCUUUCUAUCGGUCGAUCUUUUUUAGCUCUCAGUCAGAUUCUCUUUCUAUUUACAUGAAAAGGAAAAAAAUCCACCCUCUCUCUCUCUCUCUCUCUCUCUUCUCUUUCAUAACAUUCUCUUUCUAUUUACAUGAAAAGGAGAAAAUAUCCUCUCUCUCUCUCUCUCUCUCUCUCUCUUUUCAUAACGUCCAUUCCUUCUCUCUCUUCUUUCUCCUUCCUACCCUUCAAUACAUUCCCUCCCUUAUUAUCUCCUUGAAACCUUUCUAUCGGACGAUCUUUUUUGGCUCUCAGUCAGAUUCUCUUUCUAUUUACAUGAAAAGGAAAAAUAUCCACUCUCUCUCUCUCUCUCUCUCUCUCUCUUUUUAUAACGUCCAUUCCUUCUCUCUCUUUUUCUCCUUCCUACCCUUCAAUACAUUCCUCCCUUAUUAUCUCAUGAAACCUUUCUAUCGGAGAAAAUAUCCACUCUCUCUCUCUCUCUCUCUCUCUCUCUCUUUUAUAACGUCCAUUCCUUCUCUCUCUUCUUUCUCCUUCCUCCCUUCAAUACAUUUCCCUCCUUAUUAUCUCCUUGAAACCUUUCUAUCGGACGAUCUUUUUAGCUCUCAGUCUUCUCUUUCUAUUUACAUGAAAAGGAAAAUAUCCACCCUCUCUCUCUCUCUCUCUCUCUCUCUUUUAUCUUCCAUUCCUUCCUUCUCUCUCUUCUUUCUCCUUCCUACCCUUCAAUACAUUCCCUCCUUAUUAUCUCUUUUCUAUCGGUCGAUCUUUUUAGCUCUCAUCAGAUUCUCUUUCUAUUUACAUGAAAAGGAGAAAAUAUCCACUCUCUCUCUCUCUCUCUCUCUCUUUUUCAUAACGUCCAUUCCUUCUCUCUCUUCUUUCUCCCUUCCUACCCUUCAAUACAUUCCCUCCUUAUUAUCUCAUGAAACCUUUCUAUCGGACGAUCUUUUUCUCUCUCAGAUCUUUUUGCUUUCUCUCUCUCUCUCUCUCUUUCUCUCUUCCUUCUCUCUUUCUUUCUCCUUCCUACCCUUCAAUACAUUCCCUCCUUAUUAUCUCAUGAAACCUUUCUAUCGGAGAAAAUAUCCACCCUCUCUCUCUCUCUCUCUCUCUCUCUUUCAUAACGUCCAUUCCUUCUCUCUCUUCUUUCUCCCUUCCUACCCUUCAAUACAUUCCCUCCCUUAUUAUCUCAUGAAACCUUUCUAUCGAAAAUAUCCACUCUCUCUCUCUCUCUCUCUCUCUCUCUUUCAUAACGUCCAUUCCUUCUCUCUCUUCUUUCUCCUUCCCUACCCUUCAAUACAUUUCCUCCCUUAUUAUCUCAUGAAACCUUUCUAUCGGUCGAUCUUUUUUGGCUCUCAGUCAGAUUCUCUUUCUAUUUACAUGAAAAGGAGAAAAUAUCCUCUCUCUCUCUCUCUCUCUCUCUCUCUCUCCUUUCAUAACGUCCAUUCCUUCUCUCUCUUUUUCUCUCCUUCCUCUCUUUCUCCCCUUCAAUACAUUCCUCCUUAUUAUCUCAUGAAACCUUUCUAUCGGUCGAUCUUUUUUAGCUCUCAGUCAGAUUCUCUUUCUAUUUACAUGAAAAGGAAAAAUAUCCACCUCUCUCUCUCUCUCUCUCUCUCUCUUUCAUAA